CUCGUCUGGCUUCCUACUUGGGUCAGCUGGAGUGCAGCACAGGUGAAGGUGAAUCAAUCUCGGCGCUGCGCCCACAGCACAGCGGUUUCGGUUUCAGCAGCCUCAAGACCCGGAAAAGGAAGCCCGAAGGACUCGGAGCACUGGGAAUGCUGGGAAUCGUGGUUCCUACCGCCAAUGGAUUGCAGUUUCUCACCUGUUCCCAAAGCCAAGCAUGAGCACUGCAGUUCUGAUCUAACUCUGCCAGGACACAGAUCCACAGGGUCAGCCCUGCAUCCUGAGCAGCUUAGAGGGAGGAGCCAGACCAGCAGUGCCUCACACCUUGUCCUCUUCUGCUCUGGACAGAUGGCUCCAUAACGACAGCUUCAUAAUGGCAGUGGAUGGGACCCGAGUGUACAUCAGGGUCACUCUUCUGCUGCUCUGGCUUGGGGUAUUUUUGUCUAUUUCUGGCUACUGUCAGGCUGGGCCCUCCCAGCAUUUCACUUCCCCAGAAGUGGUGAUCCCCUUGAAGGUGAUCAGCAGGGGCAGAAGUGCAAAGGCUCCUGGAUGGCUCUCCUAUAGUCUGCGGUUUGGGGGACAGAAACACGUUGUUCAUAUGAGGGUCAAGAAGCUCUUAGUUUCUAGACACCUCCCAGUGUUCACCUACACAGAUGAGCAUGCCCUCCUGGAGGAUCAGCUCUUCAUCCCAGAUGACUGUUACUAUCAUGGUUACGUGGAGGGGGCCCCUGAGUCUCUGGUUGUGUUCAGUGCUUGUUGUGGGGGCUUUCGAGGAGUAUUAAAAAUAAGUGGCCUCACUUAUGAAAUUGAACCCAUCAGGCACUCUGCCACAUUUGAACACCUGGUUUAUAAGAUAAACAGUAAUGAGACACAAUUCCCAGCUAUGAGAUGUGGCUUAACAGAGAAGGAAGUAGCACGCCAACAGUUGGAAUUUGAAGAGGCUGAGAACUCAGCUCUGGAACCAAAAUCUGCUGGUGACUGGUGGACUCAUGCAUGGUUUCUGGAGCUAGUUGUUGUGGUGAACCAUGAUUUCUUCAUUUACUCUCAAAGCAACAUCUCAAAGGUGCAAGAGGAUGUAUUUGUUGUUGUCAACAUAGUGGAUUCCAUGUAUAAGCAGUUAGGUACUUACAUAAUUUUGAUUGGAAUUGAAAUUUGGAAUCAAGGAAAUGUUUUCCCAAUGACAAGCAUAGAACAGGUCCUGAACGAUUUCUCUCAAUGGAAACAAAUCAGUCUUUCCCAGCUACAGCACGAUGCUGCACAUAUGUUCAUAAAAAAUUCACUUAUAAGUAUACUUGGCCUAGCCUAUGUUGCAGGAAUAUGUCGUCCACCUAUUGAUUGCGGAGUUGAUAAUUUUCAAGGAGAUACCUGGUCUCUUUUUGCCAACACUGUGGCCCAUGAGUUAGGUCAUACGUUGGGUAUGCAGCAUGAUGAAGAAUUCUGUUUUUGUGGGGAAAGAGGUUGCAUCAUGAAUACUUUUAGAGUGCCAGCAGAGAAGUUCACCAACUGCAGUUACGCUGAUUUUAUGAAGACCACCUUAAACCAGGGAUCAUGUCUGCAUAAUCCUCCAAGAUUGGGGGAAAUCUUUAUGCUAAAGCGCUGUGGGAAUGGUGUGGUUGAAAGAGAAGAGCAGUGUGACUGUGGAUCCGUACAGCAGUGUGAACAAGACGCCUGUUGUCUGUUGAACUGCACUCUAAGGCCUGGGGCUGCCUGUGCUUUUGGGCUUUGUUGCAAAGACUGCAAGUUCAUGCCAUCAGGGGAACUCUGUAGACAAGAGGCCAAUGAAUGUGACCUUCCAGAAUGGUGCAAUGGAACAUCUCAUCAGUGUCCAGAAGAUAGAUAUGUGCAGGACGGGAUCCCCUGUAGUGACAGUGCCUACUGCUAUCAAAAGAGGUGUAAUAACCAUGACCAGCAUUGCAGGGAGAUUUUUGGUAAAGAUGCAAAAAGUGCAUCUCAGAAUUGCUAUAAAGAAAUCAACUCUCAGGGAAACCGUUUUGGUCACUGUGGUAUAAAUGGCACAACAUACCUAAAAUGUCAUAUCUCUGAUGUCUUUUGUGGGAGAGUUCAAUGUGAGAAUGUGAGAGACAUUCCUCUUCUCCAAGAUCAUUUUACUUUGCAGCACACUCAUAUCAAUGGUGUCACCUGCUGGGGUAUUGACUAUCAUUUAAGGAUGAACAUAUCUGACAUUGGUGAAGUGAAAGAUGGUACUGUGUGUGGCCCAGGAAAGAUCUGCAUCCACAAGAAGUGUGUCAGUCUGUCUGUCUUGUCACAUGUCUGCCUUCCUGAGACCUGCAAUAUGAAGGGGAUCUGCAAUAACAAACAUCACUGCCACUGUGGCUAUGGGUGGUCCCCACCCUACUGCCAGCACAGAGGCUAUGGGGGCAGUAUUGACAGUGGCCCAGCAUCUGCAAAGAGAGGAGUUUUUUUGCCGCUGAUUGUGAUUCCUUCUUUGUCUGUUUUGAUUUUCCUGUUUACUGUCGGGCUUCUCAUGUAUCUACGACCAUGUUCUGGUCCCAAAGAAACUAAGGCUCAUUCAUCAGGUUAAGAAAAUGUCUCUAACUUAAUAUUCCAUGCAUUAGUACACUUUAGUCUCUUGGCAGCAGAAACGUUAGUACAUCCCUGAAACUGAGCACAUUUCUGACCAUUUCCAGAAAGCUGCAAAGAUCUUCCCUUACAUUAGUACCACAAACACUGUCAUUAAGUUCAAGUUAUUCUUAACAUGUUUCUAUCUAUUGUUUAUUGUUUUAAGCAGCAAAUAAAGCUACAUCCUUCCCUCCCUUUAGUCCUCGUUGUGUUUCUUGUGCAUAGAGAUGACUUAUGGGAAAUGUAUGAGAUGUGUCUGCCUCAGAGUGUCCAGGGGUGAGGCUUACCUCUCUACUGACAUUUAUCAAUGUGGGAAAAUUACUUAAAUUUUCUGAUGUUCUGCUUCAAAAUCUGAAAAGGGGUAGGGGUCAUAAUAAUAUUUGUCCCACUCAACUUCUUGGUUUUAUUUGGUAACCAAAAGAGAGAAAUAAGUGAAUUUUUGUUAAAUAUAAACAGAUUGUUAUCUGAUGAAAUCUCCUGAUCUUGCUCCCUGUGUGCUUCCUAGCUCUUUGUCUUAAUUUGGCAGUUUGGAUAUCCUUUUAGAGCAUUUGCUUGCUUCACAUACCAAAAUAUAAUCUCCAUGAGGGCGGGGUUGUUUUCAUCUGUUUUGCUCAUCAUUGUAUCCUCGAUAGCCGGAACAGUGCACAGUGCUUACUACACAAUAAAUACUUAAAUGAAAUCAUGAAUAUGAAUGGAGUAUUAAAUAAAUGAAAUUAGGAAAAGUAAAAAUAAUAUUUUGAUACCUUGGGAUGUCAUUCUGAUCCUCUUUUUUAAACUACUGGAGCUCUUGCUCAAAAUUAAACUUUGAAUAUUUAAAAUGCUGCUGUUUGUACCUGGCGCACUUUGCUGGUCUUUUCUUCCCCCAGUGUAUCUUCUCCGUCUAUUCUCAGUGUUUUUGGAAAGCCUGUCUCUCGAAAACACAGAGUGAGUCAGAUACCCUUUGUACUGAUCAGUUAACUUCUGAAUGGCACUCUGUAAAUUGAGUCAAAAUACCUUUUGCAUAUCAUUUUUCAUUAUGCUUUGCCAACUUUGCAUCUUCUAUCUAUUUCAUGUUUAGAAUAUAUUUGGCUGUGUCAUUCUCUGCAUAUUUGUACAUGAAAUCCCCAUUCCCAAAAUGCUGUUUACCACCCUGCCCCUACUCCCUUGCCCUGGAAAACUCCUAUUUUCUCUCAAUAGAGGUUAAAUGUUAUAUCUUCGUAGAAGCAUUCCUUAUGAAAUGGUAAGUGUUCCACUUGUGUGCCCCGUUACUUUGUGGUCAUCUUUUAUGGUUUGAUGCCUUCUAGGAAUAGAGAUGGAGAGGGUCCAACAAUGUGCUAGCAAAAAGAAGCAGAGGACAGCUACUGGAGCCAUACAAGGACGGAGGAGUGAAUCAAGAAUACAAUCUGGUUAAAUCAGAGAAAGCUCCCAUGUUGUAAGUGCACACAUCCAUAUGGAGACAAAAGAUAGCUGCUCCAGUUUAUUGGUUCUUUUUUGAAAAGCUUUAUGGUAAAAAGCCAUUGAAGUUGAUUACGGUAAAA
This is a messenger RNA of Gorilla gorilla gorilla (western lowland gorilla), 4091 nucleotides long. Its product is annotated as disintegrin and metalloproteinase domain-containing protein 21. NCBI's taxonomy places the organism in Eukaryota, Metazoa, Chordata, Mammalia, Primates, Hominidae. Gene Ontology annotation, cellular component: plasma membrane; sperm head plasma membrane; external side of plasma membrane. The transcript is spliced from 2 exons. Gene Ontology annotation, molecular function: metalloendopeptidase activity. Gene Ontology annotation, biological process: proteolysis; male gonad development. The coding region runs from base 368 to 2536 and encodes 722 amino acids. The record is from RefSeq and is a predicted model, not a curated record.